GGGGACACACGAGGGGGAUAGAAAACAACGUAGAUUUAGAGUGAAGAGUAUACUGUGAUCGAUAGUUUCUCUUGGUGUCAAUCAAAGAUUUUUGUCAUGCAAUCGUUAGCUCUUUAUGGACGUUUUUUCUCCCGAGCUUUUGUAUCAAGUCUUGGACUAAACCCAGAACGUCAGAUAAAGGCGAGGAAGGAUUUUCACCUUGUGACAGGGUCUGCAGGAUUUUCCAAGUCUCUAAGGAAGACACAAGGUCCAAAACAGUGGACUUAUGGGGACGAUGCUUAUUUCAUUACCAGAAAUAAGCUAGCAGAUGUCAUAGGUGUGGCUGACGGGGUAGGAGGAUGGAGGAACUAUGGCGUGGACCCAUCAGCUUUUCCUAAAACCUUGAUGACUACGUGUGAGCGCAUGGUGAAGGAAGGAAGAUUUAAUCCACGGACACCAGUUAAAAUAAUACAGGCCAGCUAUGAAGAAAUGCAGCAUCAAAAAAUACCCUUAGUUGGUAGCAGUACAGCUUGUGUGGUGUCACUACACAGAGAAGAACAUACCAUUUACACAGCCAAUUUGGGUGACAGUGGCUUUCUCGUCAUCCGUGAUAGUGAGGUGAUUCAUCGAUCAGUGGAGCAACAGCACUACUUCAACACUCCAUUCCAACUAGCAGUGGUUCCACCAAGUCAGGAAGGCCAAGUACUCAGUGACAGCCCUACCAUGGCGGAUAGCACAUCAUUCAAGGUAGAGGAAGGGGACAUUCUUUUACUCGGCACAGAUGGUCUAUUUGACAACAUGUGUGAGGAUAUGAUAGUGGAUCACAUCUCCAAACUGAAGGACCAUCGGACAGAUAUACAGAAAACAGCAAACAACAUGGUUGAGGAUGCCCUCUCCCUAUCCUUAGACCAAGACUACUUGUCUCCCUUUGCCCUGUCCUCCAUUGACGCGGGAAUUAACCUCAAAGGGGGAAAACCAGACGAUAUAACAGUGAUACUAGCCAGAGUGGCCGUGCUAGAUACGUAACAUCUAGUGUUAACAUAGACACAACAAUCUGUAAUCUCUAAAUCGCUGAGGUAGCAACAUUUCUAUACCUACUCUUAAGCUACAGGUAUUCUCCAAGGUGUUGAGGAAGACUUUUUAUUGCAACAUGUUAGGACUGAGGAAUAUUUUCCUGUCAACAGUUUUGUGUUUACAUAAUGAAAAGUGAUGUUUUGUCAGUGAUAAUGAUCUUGGAUUACCAAUAACAAAGAUCUCUAGAAGCUAACUACAUUACAGAAGCAUUUUUUUUUAUUAUUAAAUUCUUAUUGAAACUUGGCAGGUGUUUUACAUCAGCAUAUACUACAAACAUGUUGCAAUUAAAAUUCCUCUGAAGCUUGUCUACAAUAGUAAUAUAACAGAUGUAUCAAUGUUAUCAUGUACUAGAAACAGCCAUGUGAUAUUGAAUGUAAAUGUGUUUUAUGUGUCUAAAACUGUUGUUGGUGUGUAAGGAUUCCCUGGAACUGUUUUAUAUUAGACAUUUACAAUUUGUGGAAGUCACGACUUGGAAAUACCUUUACUAAGCUGCUUUCAUUAUCAUGUAACCAACAGUUGGACCAAAGUUGUUGAUGGGACAGACUCUGAUGUUUAUACCUGGUGAGGUGUAACAAAAACCAUCAGCCUUAAGAAAUAUGAUAUAAUUACUCAUUCUGUAUCAAAUGUAAGAGUCUUGCUGCCUGUUUAUGUUUACACAUAUAUUGGCUAAAUACUUGGGUUACAUUUAUAAUUGAUUUAUCAAGGACUAUGGUAAGAUUAUAACUUAUAGAAAUCUUUUAAUUGAUUUUUUUUCUUGUACCCUAGUACGACCAAGAGUACUGUGUUCCCCAUUAUCCCUGAAUGGGGGUAGAAAACUCCUCAGAUUGGUGAAAUUUUAAACCUGUACCCCUGGGUUUUCAAACACUCUUUUAUAUACAUUGCAAAGGGGGGUAAACUGCCCCCCACACCCCCUCACUUCAAAAUACAAGGAAGAACACUGAGAGUAACACUAUAUGCCCAAAACCAUGAAAUGGCAGGGCAUAAAGAGAGGAAAGACAGGGUUUAGGGAAAAAUGCUCCUGGUGGUUUGUGAUUUUGUCCAAUCAAUGCUGUACAUCAUAGGAAAAGAGAUUCACACAUUGGAGAAAAACCAAGAUGGUGAAGCUUAUUGUGAGAAGUAGUUUCUAUGAACGAAAAACCUGCAGAUUUCAUAUCAGCAAAAAUUGCACCUUGAUAAUCUGGUACUCAAUAGAAGUUAAGAUGAUUGGAGAUACAAGAAAUUGUGGUAUCUUUAUCAUCACUUCUACAAUAAUGAUAAAUAGAUUUUAUAAAAAUUCAUUUCCCUGGUAACAGUAGAAUUGAUAUUGAUAUUGAUAUUGUUAUACAGUUCAACAGUUUUAGAACAUCAUCAGUUUUUUAAAAAUGAUCUUGGAUUCAGAUCCAUUCCGUCGCUAUCACUACAGGUUUACAAAUAAAACAACUUCUGUAAUUGUUGUCAAAUUCUUAGUAUGCAAAUGGAAUCUAGGAACACUUUUCUGGGGACGUUUUACCAUCUGUCUAGAAAACUGAACUGUUUGGUGUCUAAGAAUUGUUUUAACUACUGAAUAAAAACAGCUUUUCAGAUCCUGUGAGAGGGGUUUAACAUUGAUGUGUUGGUUAGUUGUCAUCUGGUAUUACUUUUGUUGGAUAUCCUGUACAUACCUUCAAUGUUGUAAGUAGAAAUGAUAAAACUGUUGUCAACUGAACAGUAUCCAUUAGUUUAUGUGUCUCUACUGAUGAAAUCUUACUCAUCGUUGUUUUGUAGUAUACACUCUUACACCAUCCUGAAAUUAUUUUGUUAUCAGGAGAUAAUGCUAAUUGUUAUUGUUGUAAUUAGAACAGAUCAAUUACAUUUUGUAAUCAUAAAAAUGCCAACCCAAGUAACAUGUUUUAUCCAUGAAUGAUUUACAAAGAUUCUUUGGACCAAAUCAUGUGCCAUUUAAAACUGUAAAUCUGACUUGCAUUUCAAUACGGACUCAUAUUACACUUGUGGAUGGCAAGACACAAGAAUUAAUAAAAUGCUUUGAAACACGCUUGUGUCCGAUGUUGGGUUAAUUGAAAACUCACUAGUAUUAAUUAUGACACUUAAGAUAUCAAAAUGAAAUAUUGUCUUCACUCUGAAUGUCAAGAAAACUUGUGAUGGUAAUUGUUAGUGGUUUUUCACAUUAAAUUGUAUUGAUACUUAGACUUUACAUAUUCUGUAAAAUGAGAAAAUCUUUUAAUUAUUUUGUAAUUAAGUUCAAUUAAUUUUAUUAUUUUGUGUUUUGUUUUGCUGUAUUAUGUAAUAUAAAGAAUUGUACAAGAUAAUGUGAAAGACCUGUACUUGCUGGGUUUCUGUGUUUGUACAAUUUAUCAAUAUUAAUGAAACUGAUCAUUUACUAUGGAUGUAGCCUUUUGUUUUUAAUUUUUAAAUAAUUUCAUGUAGAAGAAAUCAACUAAAUAAACCCUGCAGAUACAUUUUGUACAGAUCAGGAAUGGUUAUAAUGUCUACAAACACAGCAUUUGGAAUGUUAAUUACAUGUAUAUGCAGCUUGGUAAAACAAAUGUAGACAAGCUAAUUUAUUUUUACUCUUGCUGUCAAUUUGCCCACUAUCCUCAGCUUUAGAAAACCAAAAGCAGUCAAAGAUACCAUGUUGGUUGUUUCAAUUACCAAAUACAACCCGUACAAUACUCUGUCCAUAUGGUUUAACUUGAACUGCACCUGUGGACAUGUUAGUAUCUUAUUAUUAAAGCAUGUCUUUUUAAACUGUACAAUAACAUUUGAGUAGUUGUGUUGUUCUGCCCUAAAAUGCUCUACAAGAGUUUAAUCUGUAAAGGACUUGUAUCACUGCUCCAACAUAACCUCCUAAGGAGCACGGAACAGUCUGUAAAGUAUUAUCUGUAGUAGUGAAAGUAAGUGGUAAAGUGUAAAAAUUGUAAGAUACAAGUACAAAAUUGUCUUCUCACAAAGUUUCAAAAUAAUUCAUUAUUUUAAUAUUAUUGACCUAUAUAAGUCUGUUUUAUACAAAAUUUAAACACAAACACAACUGUUGCUUUGUAAUUUGAUAUUUCCGAAGUGGAAGAAGAACUUGUGUUUAUUUAUUAUUGAUUGUGGGUAAAAUGCCCUAAUACUGGGAGAUAAGGUGAGGAGGGGACCUAUAUACUGUUUAUACAGGGUUGAUGAUGAUAAUUGAUGGAGUAUUUUUACAAGCCCCUGAUUUUUGAUGAGAACACUACAAAGAGCUGUGUAUUUGAUUUGAUUAAUACAAAUCUUUACUAUAUUGUCACGUUCCCUUUUAUUACUUUUGUUGCAUUUACGUGUGGUUUGUAAUAUUUACCGUUUUUAUCUGCUUUAUCUUGUAAUCAUGAAAUAUGCAAAUUCAAAGGUAGUUGCACUGAUUACAUGUAUUCUUGUAGAUUUUGUUGUAAAGAUAAGAAUUUGAAUAUUUUCAUAAGUGUAUGAUCUCAUUGAUGAUUUGAAAAGAAACAAUACUUAAAAUAUUGGAAUGUAAUGAUGUUGUCAUUUAGUUUAGUGUUAGGUAUGUAGGUAAAUAUAGCUCAUUCAAUCAGAUACAUCAUGUUACACUCUCAAAACUACUAGGACAAAUUCUAGAACAGCAUGUAUUUAGAAUAUUAAAAAGACAUCUCCUAUCAAAGCUACCUAGAAUUAACUAUAAGCAUUGUAAAACAAACAUUUAAGAAAAUAUUAGAUCUUAACGAAACAUUCUCUGGUACAGUAUUAAGGGUAUUUAAGAUGUACCUUGUAACAUUUUGUCAUUUUUUGAUUGAAUGAAGCUGUGGUGUGAUUUAGUAACUUGUAUAUUUCACAGAAAUAACUAGAAAAUUAAGGAAUGUUUGAUGAUAUAAAGAAAGUACAACAUGUUUUGUUUGAAUGUUCAGUGAUUGGGAGGAGAUAUAUGUGGAAAACAUUUCAUAAUUAUGUAAGUGAUGUUUGGAUAGGGCACAUUGGCCCAAAAUAAUCUUGAAAAGUCGAGCAGACUUUUAUUAAUUUUUGUAGUCUUCAGUUAAGAAUAAAUUAUAAACUUGUUGGUAAAUGACUUUUAAGAGUCAGUUAUGUUGAAACAAUUUACUAUUCAAUGUGACUUGUUUAAAAAAUGUCUUCUUUUAUUUGCAAAGAUAAUGUAUGUUAUCUCAUGUCUGUAUUGUUUUUCUUUUGGUGGCAUUUGGGAAGGCUACAUUUUAAUGUAUUUUUGGUGUUGGUUAUAUUGUCCACACUAAGAUUUCUAAGUUCCUGCAGGCCCAUUAAAACAUCAUACAGUGCUUCCUUAUCUGAAGUGCUUGAGAUGGCAUCUCAGGUCAGAGGUCAAGGUUAAUGUACUUCUGUUCCAUUGAUGUUGAAGUGACACCUGUAUGAAAUAAUUGUUUUGAUAAUACAUUUAUUUUAACAUGAAUUUGUUAAAAGUUUGUGGAACAAAACAUAGAUAUUAGAUGUUAAUUUUACCUGUAAUUCUGCAUGCGGUCUUUAUCAACUCUUGAUGUGUUACUUGUACGAGGAAUUCAUCCAAAUUUUAUCAGACUUUAGAAAAUACAUGUAUGUACAUGUCAGAGUUGGCCCACCAUCAAUUGAAUGUUUUGAUUUCGAAGUGUUUCUUCUAGUCAAAAAAUUGUAUCUCUGUCUACCAUUUGUUAAAUUUGUUUAAAAUUCAAACAAAAUCAAUUUCUUCUUAAUGUGUAUUGAAGAUUAUACUAUAACUAUGUCCCUACUUUCUUGUCAAAUUGAGACAUACUAACCUGAAGAUAUGUCACCAUAUUGUAAUCUUGACUCAUAUUAAGUGCUGUAAUUGUGUUCAUACUUUAACAUUCCCCAAACAUUUAUUUCAGAUACUAAAUUUAAUUUUAGUGGUGUUAAAUGAUUUGUGUCAGCGGUGUUAGAACAAUGACUACUGUAUUGUCAGCGUCUGUGACAUAACACUGGUGGAAUCUUCCUGAAAUUUCCAGUAACAGAAAUUGCACCACGUUCAUAAAUGACUCAUUUAAUUUGUAAACAUUAAACAUUGGUCUCAAAACGUGUCUUGUCCUGGUAACAAAUCAGGAUGGAGGUCAUGACAGGAGUUUAUGUUUUACCUCUCUGGUGUGUUGAUCAGGUACUGUUUACUGUUCUAAUGAUAAAACAUGUUCAUUUACACAUUUUAUAAAACUUUUAACCAGACAAAAUCAAAGAAAAACUCCACCAGUUAUAUCAUGCAUCAUUAAAUCUUUCUGUAGAAGUUCAACUCUAUCUCAAUAGCCUAUAUCCUGUUACUGUAAAUUGAUCUAAAAAGGGUAAAAAGGAAUUGUGUAGAGACAGAAGUUAAACUGGAGAAUACAUGUGCAGAAUGGAUGUAUCAUUGUUUUCUGAAAUCACAUAUAUGUGGAAUGUUUGAUAAAAAUAAAAAUUGUAACAACAUUAAA
Messenger RNA from Ylistrum balloti, 6422 nucleotides. Its product is annotated as protein phosphatase PTC7 homolog. NCBI's taxonomy places the organism in Eukaryota, Metazoa, Mollusca, Bivalvia, Pectinida, Pectinidae. The coding region runs from base 97 to 1005 and encodes 302 amino acids. The transcript is spliced from 6 exons. The record is from RefSeq and is a predicted model, not a curated record.